AUGCUAAUGACAUUUUGGGACAGAUUCAUCAAGGAAUGGCUGAGAUCGGCUAACACGAUAAUAGAGAGACUGCGGUUAAAGAGCGCGACGAUAAAGAUGCAAAUCAAAAAGGCUAAACAGCAGCUGAUCCAGAGAGAGGAGCUCGGGGAGGCGCUUCACGCCGUUGACUUCGAACAAUUGAACAUCCAGAACAAGGAUUACGCAAGGAUGAUCGAGGAGAAGAAUCGCUACGUGAUCGAGAUGAAGAGGAUCGCAGGGCACUACCAUUUGAAACUGACGCAACACAAACAGAAACUUAGCAACCUGUUGCUCACGUUGAACGAGGUGAAGAAAGAUAUCACACUGAAAAAGGAACAAAUCGAGGAAUUAGAGGCUGAACGCGCGAAUGUGGAAGUCGACGUGAUACGAAUGGACGAACGAUUGAAGAAUCUGCUUACUUUCAUGAACAACCAUACGGUGCCCGAUAUCCUAGAUUUCGUAAAAUUGACGGUGGAACUGAAGGAACUACAGAAGACCUACAAACUCUUAGAGAGGCGCAGAAACGUUGAGAAAAUAAUAUAUCAAACAUCCAAGAAGCAAAUUCGGAAUGUUAAACUUACUAGCAGUAGUAAGAUGAUGAAAAAGCUGAAACUGAUAUCCAAUACGAUAUUUCCGGUUGCACCGUACGACAGACCUUUGAUGGUUGUUAGCGAGAGCUGA
Hylaeus anthracinus is the source of this 699-nucleotide messenger RNA. RefSeq names its product coiled-coil domain-containing protein 113-like. Gene Ontology annotation, biological process: cilium assembly. The record is from RefSeq and is a predicted model, not a curated record. Bases 1 to 699 code for a protein of 232 amino acids. NCBI's taxonomy places the organism in Eukaryota, Metazoa, Arthropoda, Insecta, Hymenoptera, Colletidae. Gene Ontology annotation, cellular component: axoneme; ciliary basal body. The transcript has 5 exons.